Mercenaria mercenaria is the source of this 2581-nucleotide messenger RNA. Its product is annotated as probable basic-leucine zipper transcription factor R. Lineage: Eukaryota; Metazoa; Mollusca; Bivalvia; Venerida; Veneridae. Gene Ontology annotation, biological process: regulation of apoptotic process. Gene Ontology annotation, molecular function: protein binding. The record is from RefSeq and is a predicted model, not a curated record.
AGCAGAAAUGUCUGAAGAAAAAUUAAAUGACUUAACAGGAGCGUUGUCCUUGGCAACAGAUGCUAUCCCAAUGUCACCAAGGCAAUCACCUGAAAGUAGUAGACAGUCUGUGAUACCGGGACAAAAUGAUCAGAUACAUGAUGAGCGGACAAACACAGGAACAGAGGUGCAGCCAACGGAAUCCUUAGAAAAUAUACCUGACCCACCAACUGAUUGGAACUUUAAUAUUUUACUAAACAACAUAGGAGAGAGUCUAUCAGCUGAAGAUCUAAGCAAAAUGAAGUGUCUUUUUGAAGGUGAGGGUGGAAUAGGCAAAAGCGUCCUUGAAAAAAUUAAAUUACCACAAGACCUUUUUCGAAUAUUACGAACACGUGGUUACAUCAGUCGUGACAACCUCUUGUAUCUUCAAGGGAUCCUUUACUUGGCAGGGAGGAGAGAUCUUAUUCAAGAUGCAUUGGACUAUUCUAAAACAGUUGGAAACGUUUUGCAUUUGUAUGCGCCAUCAUAUCAGCCAGAAAAUGGUUACAGAUUCGUAAAAUUCCAUGUUGCUGGUAGAAACUUCAGAAAUUAUUCAAGGAAAGAUGUAGAGCUUCUGCGUUGUAGAGUACAGAAGCUGCUCUUUGUGCCAGAGAAGUUUGUCAUUAUAAGUGGAAUUGAACCAUCCUCAAGCUUAGUUAUCACAUUUAUGAUACCCGAUAUGUAUGUUGAAAUACUGCAAGAUUUGCUAGUGGAAGGUGAUGACCUUGUCGAUCUACAGGAGAAUGGUGUCGAUAUUGUUGAAAUAGAUGGAAAAGUUUACAAUAUCAAAGGUACCAGCGAGAGUCUCUGUGUGGAAACGGACCAGCAAAUCAAGUUGUUAAAUGUUUACGAGCAACUUCAACAGACCAAAGUACGCCUUGACAGUAGUGAAAUGGCAUGCAUUGACCUUUCGCGUCAGAUCAAUUACCUUCAGUCCAACAUAGACACAACGGAAGAGAAACUACGCAAAGUUGUGACAGAAUUGGACUCUCUAAAAAAAGUAGUUUCAAUGUCAAGAGAUGAAACACAACCCGCGUCCCUAAAAGAACUUACCAGUCUGAAAGAAUUUACUGAAGCUUUACAUCAAAUUAAUAUAGAAACGGUCGACAAGAAAGCAGUUCAAAGGUUGAUUAAUGCCUCUGUAAAUAUAGUAUCUACAAGAAUGAGGGAAGGUCACAGGAUACAGGAACAAAGUUUACUGCUCGAUUUGCAGAACAUGCAGUCACAACUUAUCCCCCUGAUGUUUGAGCUUGAACAACACAGAUUUUUAACGGAUUUGAGCCACAUCGAUAAAUCUGUGCUCGACGGAUUGCAGUUGCUAUUACAAUCUCUCAAAGCGCCAACACAAAUUUCCCUGACACCGCAUGGACUACAGAUGUUGAAAAAGAUCAGCAGUAAACUCCGCUAUAAAGAAAAAGAAAAGCUUAGACAGAAAUAUCAAUGGACUCCAGAUGGCAAAAUUGAGAAAUCCAUGGCAGAAGACCCAAACCUAUUUCUUGCAUGUCUCUACCAUAAGGAAAUAGAAAGAACAAGAUUAUAUAUCCAUUGCCAAAGCUUUGUAGCAGAUUGCCUGACCGAAGUUGGCAGAGAAGACUUGAAAAAGUUUCUGGAGCCCAAACCGCAACCGAACCCACCGAAUCCACCGAGCCCACGCUACUUUACCGAGGCAAGACAAAAGGCAGAUCCUUCACAAGGUCAGAAUAGUCAACAGCAUCAAAAGCAGCAACAGGCACAAAGGCAAGAGACACCACAGUUUCAGCCACAACAUCAAGAUCAAUCUGUUCUUAUCACAAGAAUGGCACAACAAAUACAAGAGAUGUACAACACCUUGCAGACAAAACAGAAUAUGUACGCAUCAAAAUUUGAUGACUGGAAAACCCCGAGCUUUCCAUUUUCACCACAAGCGUUUCAAAAUACACAGCGAAUUUAAAAUGUCAUUGGUCGUUUUUAUUCUCGCUAUUUUUAGAUAUUGUUCGAAUAUUCAAAUUUUCAGAUAGCUGUUUCUUGUCAGAACAUUAACUUAGAAUUAUCUGACGUAAAGGAAGUUAUCGCUUUGUCGGAAUGAAUUUUGUUUUACAGGAAUAUUGCUAGAAAUCGAUGCCUCUUAUCACACAAGUAGAAAAUAUAAACUAGCUCCAGUGGCUUGUUGCUUGUAGUUACUAAUGAAGUGAACACAGAAUUAAAGUGAUUUCCUUCCUAUAAAAACAAUGUAAAAAUAUUGAAUAUAUUCCAAUUUUAUUUUGAUAUGUGAGGCCGGCCAACCUAGUUCCUUUUCUUUAGGGUGAAACAUAUUGUUGAUGUUUAUUGUAAAGAUUAUGUUCUAUAAAUUAUAUAUUUAGCGUAACACUUCUGUCACCGUAAAUAUGCUAUUAUAGUUUUAAUAAGGUUUAGAAGUAUGUCUAUCAUGAAAACAGAAAUAUUUGGUAAAUAAACAACAUCUUUACCAGGAAUCUACCUGUUCAUUACAUGUUCAACUUCUACCGUGCUUUCAAGUAGGAUUGGACAAAUUAAAUAUUCUCAAAAGUUGUCAGCCUUUAAAAAGGAAUGCCAUUCGUAAAGAAAU